Molecule: messenger RNA, 493 nt
Organism: Anneissia japonica
Lineage: Eukaryota; Metazoa; Echinodermata; Crinoidea; Comatulida; Comatulidae
Product: nuclear export mediator factor NEMF-like
Exons: 2
Source: RefSeq, a predicted model, not a curated record
GGGCCAAUCGAAUAAUGAGGAAGCACAGUAGGAUGAGAAGACAGUUGAGGAGGAAAAAAAGCAUGACGCGAAGCAUUAUUUGCUGUGAAGGGAGGGACAGACAAGCUAGUUCACAAUAUCCAAAUCUUCAAGAUAAAUUCAAAUUAAUUUCAUAAUGUUUUUUAUUUUUUAUUUUUUUUAUAGUCAAAACAGAAGAAGAUAAAAGCCAAAUACCAAGAUCAAGAUGAUGAAGAAAGACAGUUUAAAAUGGAAUUGCUUGCUUCAGCAGGACCUCCCAAAGAUGUCAAAGGAAAAAAGGGGAAAAAAAAACAGCAGCAGCAAAAACAAUCACAACAAAAUCAAAAACACCAAAAGCAACUCAAGAAAGACGAUAAUAAUCAAGAAGGUCAACGGAUGUUGCAAGGAACAGUUAAGGAAGAGCAGAACACUUUGGAGAAUUUAACAGAGAAAGUACAAAACCUUGCAGUCGAUGAAAUAAAUGGUAUGUUGAUGG